Schizophyllum commune H4-8 is the source of this 903-nucleotide messenger RNA. RefSeq lists its product as uncharacterized. NCBI's taxonomy places the organism in Eukaryota, Fungi, Basidiomycota, Agaricomycetes, Agaricales, Schizophyllaceae. The coding region runs from base 66 to 773 and encodes 235 amino acids. The transcript is spliced from 5 exons. The record is from RefSeq and is a predicted model, not a curated record.
UGUCCAACUCGAUAUCGGUCACCACAGUCCAUGAACACCAAGCAGAAGCGGCGAGAGCCGUAUCCAUGAGGCUCGAUGCCGAGGGCUUCAAGCACGUCUUCAUUGGGGGCUUCGCUUGCGCCGUCCUCGGAAGUACGAGGCCUACAGAGGAUAUUGAUAUCCUUAUAGAGACCGAAGGCCGUAGCAUCAUAGAAUUGCGCAACCGGAUGGUGGACCUCGACGAAAGACUCGCGAGGUCCGGCAUGAAGUUGUACUUUGUGCGGAAAAUGCCUGCCUCGCCGCAAUCAUCGCAAUCCACGCAAGACGGCGCGGCUGACGAUAUAGUCAAGAACAGCCGCGGCAAUGUCUUGGUCGAGACGGUCGCCGCCGGGACCCUCGGUCUGCCCAUCAUUGCUGGCCCCGUCUACCAAGACGAGAAUUACAAACUCAAGAUUCUUCAUCCUUCGGUCUUGCCGCUCACCAAGCUCGGGCGCUGGACAAGAAUGCGCGGUCGCACGCGCCCGAAGUCCCAGCUCAAAUUCCGCACUGACGAACAGGAUAUCAUGCUUCUGAUUCACCUUCUCGCGGACCUCAACUUAAAGCUCGGAAUCGCGGAUUACGAAGGCAAAACGAGGGCAGAGAUCUUGCGCCUCGUCUCCACCUUCCACGAUAGCUUCAAGGAGGACGAAGACUUCUGCGCGGUGCUUCAGAAAGUCAUGCAUGCGGACGACUGGGAGGAGAUGUUGACGACCCCUCCGUUCGAGGUAGAAUCUGAGAUUGCGCCUACCGAUUAGGUGGCUCCUGGGUUGAUGGGAAUACCCUCGGCUUUGCAGCAAAAGUAAUUUAUCUGUAGUUAUUGGUCUCUGUGUUACACCUGCUUUCAUCUCUUCGUGCUAUGAACUGCUUUCUUCGUUGGUGACACCC